Molecule: messenger RNA, 2854 nt
Organism: Chinchilla lanigera (long-tailed chinchilla)
Lineage: Eukaryota; Metazoa; Chordata; Mammalia; Rodentia; Chinchillidae
Gene: Hadha
Product: hydroxyacyl-CoA dehydrogenase/3-ketoacyl-CoA thiolase/enoyl-CoA hydratase (trifunctional protein), alpha subunit
Exons: 20
Coding region: 205-2496 (763 amino acids)
Biological process (GO): fatty acid beta-oxidation
Cellular component (GO): mitochondrion; mitochondrial fatty acid beta-oxidation multienzyme complex
Molecular function (GO): enoyl-CoA hydratase activity; long-chain (3S)-3-hydroxyacyl-CoA dehydrogenase (NAD+) activity; NAD+ binding
Source: RefSeq, a predicted model, not a curated record
GUCCUCUGGUGGAGAAAGCAUCCUCUCGGCCCGGUUACCCAAGGAGCGAGAGACAAGGUUAAAAGGGUCGGCGACAACUCCGCGUCUGGGCUUUAGUCAGGCAGUACGCUGGGCAGCUGGGCUGCUAGGGUUGGGUAAGAAAAGUCCUCCGCUUGGCAUCCGCGGCUAGACGCGCUCUCCGCUUCUCGUCCUUUCCUGCUCAAGAUGGUGGCCUCCCGAGCAAUUGGCAGCCUCAGCCGCCUCAGGGCCUUCAGGAUCCUCCGCUCUCGAGGUUAUAUUUGCCGCAACUUGACAGGAUCUGCUGCUUUGCUGACCAGAACCCAUCUUAACUAUGGAAUCAAAGGGGAUGUGGCAGUUGUUCGAUUUAACUCACCCAAUUCAAAGGUAAAUACACUCAACAAAGAAAUACAAUCAGAGUUCAUGGAAAUAAUGAAUGAAAUCUGGGCUAAUGAUCAGAUCCGAAGUGCCGUCCUUAUAUCCUCAAAGCCAGGCUGCUUUGUCGCAGGUGCUGAUAUCAACAUGUUAGCAGCAUGUAAAACCUCUCAAGAAGCAACCAGAAUAUCACAGGAAGCACAGAGAAUGUUUGAAAAACUUGAAAAGUCCACAAAGCCUAUUGUAGCUGCCAUCAAUGGAUCCUGCUUGGGAGGAGGACUUGAGCUUGCCAUUUCAUGCCAAUACAGAAUAGCAACAAAGGACAGAAAAACAGUAUUAGGCGUCCCUGAAGUCUUGCUGGGAAUCUUACCAGGAGCAGGAGGCACUCAAAGGCUGCCCAAAAUGCUGGGUAUACCUGCUGCCUUUGACGUAAUGCUGACUGGUAGAAGCAUUCGUGCAGACAGAGCAAAGAAAAUGGGACUGGUGGACCAAUUGGUGGAACCGCUGGGACCAGGAGUAAAACCUCCAGAGGAACGGACAAUUGAAUACCUGGAGGAAGUUGCAGUUACGUUUGCCAAAGGACUAGCUGAUAAGAAGAUCACACCAAAGAGAGACAAGGGAUUGGUAGAAAAACUGACGUCAUAUGCCAUGAGUAUCCCAUUUGUCAGGCAACAGGUUUACAAAAAAGUGGAAGAAAAAGUGCAAAAGCAGACCAAAGGCCUUUAUCCUGCACCUCUGAAAAUAAUUGAUGCAGUAAAGACUGGAAUCGAACAAGGGAGUGAUGCUGGUUAUCUUGCUGAGUCACAGAAAUUUGGAGAGCUUGCAAUGACCAAAGAAUCAAAGGCCUUGAUGGGACUGUAUCAUGGCCAAGUCCUGUGCAAGAAAAAUAAAUUUGGAACUCCUCAGAAGGAAGUUAAACAACUGGCCAUUCUCGGGGCAGGGCUGAUGGGAGCUGGCAUCGCGCAGGUCUCUGUGGAUAAGGGACUGAAGACCCUGCUUAAAGAUGUUACGGUAGCCGGGCUGGGCCGGGGACAGCAGCAAGUGUUCAAAGGAUUGAACGACAAAGUGAAGAAGAAAGCUAUAACAUCAUUUGAAAGGGACUCUUUCUUCAGCAACUUGAUUGGGCAACUCGAUUACCAGGAUUUUGAAAAGUCUGACAUGGUGAUUGAAGCUGUUUUUGAGGACCUUAGUAUUAAGCACAAAGUGCUCAAGGAAGUAGAAGCGGUGAUUCCAGAUCACUGUGUCUUUGCCAGUAAUACUUCUGCUCUCCCCAUCAAGGAAAUUGCUGCUGUCAGCAAAAGACCUGAGAAGGUGAUUGGCAUGCACUACUUCUCUCCUGUGGACAAGAUGCAGCUGCUGGAGAUCAUCACAACUGAGAAAACGAGUCAAGACACAACUGCUUCUGUUGUAGCAGUUGGUCUCAAGCAGGGCAAGGUCAUCAUUGUGGUUAAGGAUGGACCUGGCUUCUACACCACCAGAUGUCUUGCGCCCAUGAUGUCUGAAGUCAUACGGAUCCUGCAGGAAGGAGUGGACCCUAAGAAGCUGGAUUCCCUGACCACAGGCUUUGGCUUUCCUGUGGGUGCUGCCACCCUGACAGAUGAAGUUGGAGUGGAUGUAGCGCAGCACGUGGCAGAAGAUCUAGGCAAAGCCUUUGGGGAGCGGUUUGGAGGUGGAAAUGUUGAACUGCUGAAACAGAUGGUGGCCAAGGGCUUCCUGGGUCGCAAAUCUGGGAAGGGCUUUUACAUCUACCAGGAAGGUUCAAAGAAUAAGAAUUUGAACUCUGACAUGGAUAGUAUUUUUGCAAGUCUGAAGCUGCCUGCUAAGCCUGAGGUCUCCUCUGACGAAGACAUCCAGUACCGCGUGGUGACACGAUUUGUGAACGAGGCAGUCAUGUGCCUGCAGGAAGGCAUCCUGGCCACCCCUGAGGAGGGAGACAUCGGAGCGGUCUUUGGGCUCGGCUUCCCCCCCUGUCUCGGAGGCCCCUUCCGCUUCGUGGAUUUGUACGGUGCCCAGAAAAUUGUGGACCGGCUCCGGAAGUACGAGGCUGUCUACGGAAAACAGUUCACCCCAUGCCAGCUGCUCCUCGACCAUGCUAACAGCCCCAGCAAGAAGUUCUACCAGUGACCAGACUGCGCCCUGCCCCGUCAGCACUAACCCAGCUGCCCCCAGCACUGGUUGAUUCUCCAGCGCUGUGUGAAGUAUCGGGAAGCAGAAGGAGACCAUGUCUGGCCUUGGCUUGCUUCUCCAUUCAAGUGCCUUCAGCUCUGAUCACUUCCUCCUGGUGAAGUGUGGCUGAAUUAGGGUUUGUACUUCACGCUGGAAGGUGAACCCACUGUGCUCUUUUGUAAGCCCUGAGGCCCACUGCAGCAGCUAAGAGCCAUCUGCAGCCAUCUCUGUUCCUGCUGGAGGACAGUGGGGGUGAGGGCAUUUCUGUACCCAGCCAAACACAGGAUAACAAUAAAAAACAGACUCUCGGCCUCUG